GCGCAGUUUACGGAACCGGAGGCAGCGUGCACUGUCAAUUCGGUUGUCAAGAAAAAGCUUCUGGCGAAUGCUCGGAAUAACGGAACCGGCAGACAUGGCAGUGUUCUGGAUAUUAUUUGGAAUCAUCUGCUGCCAGUUUAUUACAGUGUCAGCUGAUGACAUUGUGGUGGCCUGCGGAGGGUUCGUGAAAUCCGACGUUGAAAUCAACUACUCGCUGAUCGAGAUUAAAGUGUACACCAAACAAGGGUCUUUGAAAUAUCAGACGGACUGUGCUCCCAUCAAUGGAUACUUUAUGAUUCCCCUCUAUGACAAGGGAGACUUUGUGUUGAAGAUUGAGCCGCCUCUUGGGUGGAGCUUUGAGCCCACCAGUGUGGACCUCUAUGUGGACGGGGUCAAUGAUAUCUGCACCAAGGAGCAGGACAUCAACUUUGUCUUCACUGGCUUCUCUGUCUCUGGAACGGUGCUAAGUAAAGGCCAAGUCCUGGGCCCAGCUGGGGUGGAGAUCAGCCUCACCAGGGAGGGAACAGGAGAAAAGCUGCAGAAUGUGCUCACUCAGCCUGGAGGAAAGUACACCUUCUCCAAAGUACUUCCUGGAAGUUAUGACAUCAUUGCUUCUCAUCCGUCCUGGACCUUGGAGCAGAGCGCUACGUCAGUGCGUGUGUCCAUUGCCAAUGCAGCGGCUGCAGAACAUCUGGUGGUGGGAGGGUACGAUGUCUCUGGGGAUGUCCGGAGUGAUGGGGAACCCAUGAAAAAAGUCACCUUCCUCCUCUACUCUGCCACAGUGAAGAAGGAGGACGUCAGUGUCUGUAACACAGCCCCAGUGGAUGGAGCCGAGUCUGGAGAUGACUCCCUGGUCUACCUGUGUAGCGCCCUGUCCCGAGAGGAAGGCAUCUUCUCCUUCCCCUCACUGGCCAGCGGAGACUACACUGUGAUUCCAUUCUACAGGGGAGAGAGGAUCACAUUUGACGUGGCACCUUCCAGAAUGGACUUCAGGGUGGAGCACAACAGCUUGAGGCUGGAGCCCAUCUUCCGUGUCAUGGGUUUCUCUGUGACUGGCAGGGUUCUCAACAGCCUGGAGGGGGACGGGGUACCUGACGCCACGGUAACCCUCAACAACCAGAUCAAAGUUCUGACCAAAGAGGACGGCUCCUACCGCCUGGAGAAUAUGACCACCGGUACCUACACCCUCCGCACGCACAAGGACCUCAUGUUUUUUGAGCCAAUCACAGUGAAGAUAGCUCCCAACACGCCUCAACUCCCUGACAUCAUCACUGCUGGGUUCAGUGUGUGUGGUCAGAUCGCUAUCACCCGUCUGCCAGAGAGCCUGAAGCAGCAGGGGCGUUACAAGGUGACCCUCACUCCCCUGGGACAGGACAACACCGCCACCCGCACCACCGACUCAGACCAGCAGGGGGCCUUCUGCUUCCAUGCCAAACCUGGAGACUACAGUGUUACCGUGUCUCUUCCUGAGGCGGAGGUGAAGGCUGGCCUGGCCCUGCAGCCUGCUGCUCUGGAGGUCUCCCUGGUGGACAGGCCCCUCUCCGACCUCCUCUUCACCCAGUUCAUGGCCUCCGUCUCGGGCAGGGUCUACUGUCUGGCAAACUGUGGUGACCUUUCGGUGACCCUGCAGCCGGUGAGUCGUCAGGGGGAGAGGAGGAGCGUGCUCCUCUCAGGGAGCGGUGACACCUUGGAAAUCUCCUUCGACAACGUUCUGCCUGGCAAAUACAAAGUGAGUAUCUCCCAUGAGGAGUGGUGCUGGAAGCUCAAGUCAGUGGAGGUGGAGGUGCUGGACUCUGACGUGCUGGGAGUAGAGCUCAGACAGAUAGGCUACAUCCUCCGCUGCUCCCUGUCCCACGCCAUCACCCUGGAGUUCUUUCAGGACGGCAGCAAGCCUGAGAACGUUGGCGUCUAUAACCUCUCCAAGGGGGUCAACCGCUUCUGUCUCUCCAAGCCUGGUGUGUACAAAGUGACUCCUCGAUCUUGCCACCAAUUCGAACAGGACUAUUAUACCUACGACACGUCAGCCCCCACUAUCCUGACCCUGACUGCAGUGAGACAUCACAUGACUGGCCUAAUCACCACUGAUAAGAUCCUGGAUGUCACGGUCACCAUCAAAUCCUCCAUAGAGUCUGAGCCAGCUCUGGUCCUAGGCCCUCUGAGAAGCCUGGAGGAGCAGAGACAGGAGCAGCAGCUGCAGGAGAUCGAGCUGCGGCGCCAGGAGAGGGAGAGACGUGCCCAAGAGGCUGAGGAUGGCGGUGACAGCCAGCCCCCCAUCCAAGAGCGAGCUGAUGAGCUCACCAGCCCCUUUCACUAUGAAUUUUCUUACUGGGCCAGGGCUGGGGAGAGGAUCACUGUGACUCCCUCCUCCAAGGAGCUUCUCUUCUAUCCGCCGGAGAUUGAGGCUACUAUCACUGGAGAGUCUUGUCCAGGGCGUGUGGUGGACAUCGCGGGGCGCGCUGGUCUGUUCCUGGAGGGCCAAGUGACUCCAGAACUGCAGGGGGUGGAGAUCUCCAUCACCGAGAGAGGAGCCAAGGCCCCCCUCAUCACCGUCGCCACCAAUGAGAACGGGGCUUACAGUGUUGGUCCCCUGCACAGUGACCGUCACUAUGACGUCAGUGCCAGUAAGGAGGGCUUCAUCCUCAGCACUGUAGAGGGAACCCAGGGAGACUUCAAGGCCUUCGCCCUGGCUGGAGUCACCUUCAAGAUCAAGUCAGAGGAUGGUCACGCUCUGUCUGGAGUCCUGCUGUCUCUCAGUGGAGGAUCGUUCAGAUCCAACCUGCUCACCCAGGACACUGGUGUCCUCACCUUCAACAACUUGAGCCCAGGCCAGUACUACUUCAAGCCCAUGAUGAAGGAGUUCAGGUUUGAGCCAGCCUCUCAGAUGAUCACCGUCGAGGAGGGACAGAACCUCAGCAUCGACAUCACCGGAUUCAAAACCGCAUACAGCUGCUACGGGGCAGUUCAGUCCCUGAGUGGAGAUGCUGAGAGGGACGUGUCAGUGGAGGCAGUGGGACAGGCAGAGUGUAGUAUCUACAGCGAGGACACAGUCACUGACGAGGAGGGACGCUUCAGGCUCAGGGGCCUGCUGCCUGGCUGUAGAUACCUGAUCCAGCUGAGAGCAGAGGGCAACGACCACAUCGAGAGAGCCCUCCCUCAGCACCGCUCCAUGGAGGUUGGGAGCACCGACAUCGUGGGAGUCAACAUCAUCGCCUUCAGGCAGAUCAACCAGUUUGACCUGAGUGGGAACAUCAUCACCUCACCAGAACACCUGCCCACCCUCUCUGUGAAGCUGUAUAAGAGUGACAACCUUGACAACCCCAUCAACAGUGUGUCUUUGGGACAGUCCCUCUUCUUUCACUUCCCGCCUCUGGACAGGGAUGGAGAGACCUAUGUGUUGAUGCUGCACUCCACACUGUCUCGCUCCCAGUACGACUUCUCUCUGCCCCAAGUCUCCUUCACCUCUACAGGCUACCAUAAGCACAUCACUUUGACCUUCAACCCCAAUCGUAAAGUUCCUGACCAGGAUGUAGCCCAGGGCUCCUACAUAGCUCUACCCCUCACUCUACUGCUCCUGCUGGCAGCCUACAACCAUGAGAAGGUGAUCCCCCUGCUGCUGCAGCUGGUGAGCCGUCUGCAGGGGGUGCGUAGCCUGAGCCAGGCCGGUGGGGACAACGCUGCCCUGGACGAGGCCAAACGCCAGGCCAAGAGACAGAAGACCCGACGCACAUGAUCCAUAGCCCUAACAUCUAGCAUGUAAACUACCCCAACAGGAACCACAGACAUGUUGUGUCUGAAAUUCCGCCUUAUUCCAUGUAUAGUGCACUACUUUUGACCAGAACCCUAUGAGAGUAGUGCACUAUGUAGGGGAUAGGGCCAUUUCAGUCACAGCCAUACUGUACCAUAGAAUACUUUACCAUACUAUACCCAUAGCCAACCAGGCUCAUUGGACUGAUGUUACCAGCAGGGGUUCUAUGGAAGAGUCUAUGGAAGACUGGCUGUGUAGUUCUGUUCUGUGGGACUCCUUCGUUUUAUAGAACACUCAUCAGAAGUAUUAAGAAGAAUCCAUUUUGUCGAUAUGUAUAUGAGCCAUCAUUGUUUUUUCUGUUGUUUUUUUACAUUUGUAAUGAAUGAAUUGUCAAUUGAGAAAAGAA
This is a messenger RNA of Oncorhynchus gorbuscha (pink salmon), 4151 nucleotides long. Its product is annotated as nodal modulator 1-like. Gene Ontology annotation, cellular component: endoplasmic reticulum membrane. The record is from RefSeq and is a predicted model, not a curated record. Lineage: Eukaryota; Metazoa; Chordata; Actinopteri; Salmoniformes; Salmonidae. Gene Ontology annotation, molecular function: carbohydrate binding.